AUGUAUUCCUGCGCAAACUAUCCCCGCGGAUGCCGAGGCCGUGUCAACCGACAAGGAGCGAAGUGCUCUGACUGCGUUUCUCUAAACUUGCGCCGUCCAGCUUUCGCGUCGCCAUUCGCCCAACCACGCGAUUACAAGCGAGCGCUGCCUUCAGAGCUCUUCGGCGAGCUUUCAUCCAAGGCAUCCGAGCCUGAGCUGUAA
This is a messenger RNA of Penicillium samsonianum, 201 nucleotides long. RefSeq lists its product as uncharacterized. NCBI's taxonomy places the organism in Eukaryota, Fungi, Ascomycota, Eurotiomycetes, Eurotiales, Aspergillaceae. The coding region runs from base 1 to 201 and encodes 66 amino acids. The transcript has 2 exons. The record is from RefSeq and is a predicted model, not a curated record.